This is a messenger RNA of Triticum aestivum (bread wheat), 972 nucleotides long. RefSeq names its product NDR1/HIN1-like protein 1. Bases 120 to 746 code for a protein of 208 amino acids. The record is from RefSeq and is a predicted model, not a curated record. Gene Ontology annotation, biological process: defense response to other organism. NCBI's taxonomy places the organism in Eukaryota, Viridiplantae, Streptophyta, Magnoliopsida, Poales, Poaceae. Gene Ontology annotation, cellular component: plasma membrane; plasmodesma. The transcript has a single exon.
CCGUAAGACCAGCUUACUCUGCCCCAGCACCACACCUUUCCUUCCUCCUCUCAUUACAGAGAAUAAGAGCUCAUCGGAGACACAAACGCGAACCAACUGACCAAAGCAGACAGCUAGCCAUGGGCAAGGACUGCGGCAACCACCACCACGACCACUUCCGGAACGGCUGCCGGCGCCUCCUGAAAGUGCUCCUGGGCCUGGCCUUCAUCCUCGCCGUCAUCGCCCUCAUCGUCUACCUGGUGCUCCGCCCCACGCACCCGGGCUUUUUCCUCCAGGACGCCUCCCUCCGGCAGCUCGACCUCUCCAACUCCACGGGCCUCCUCUCCACCUCCCUCCAGGUCACCGUCGCCUCCCGCAACCCCAACGACCGCGUCGGUGUCUACUACGACCGCCUCGACGUCUACGCCUCCUACAAGGACCAGCAGAUCACCGUCGCCGCCUCGCUCCCGGCGGUCUACCAGGGCCACGGCGACGUCGACGUAUGGUCACCAGUGCUCGACGGGCCCAACGUGCCCUUCGCGCCGUACCUCGCCAGCGCCAUCUCCCAGGACUGCCAGGCUGGCCACCUCGUGCUCCAUGUCAAGAUCGACGGCCGCGUCAGGUGGAAGGUCGGCAGCUGGAUCUCUGGCCACUACCACCUCUUCGUCACCUGCCAGGCCUUGCUCGAGACCGUCAGCGGAAACGGCGCACCAGAGGCAAGCGGGUUCAAGUUCCAGAAAACCACUGGCUGCCACGUAGAGGUCUAGUUUAUCACAGCUAGCUCCGGCGGUCUGGUCGCCGGCAAGAGGUAGUUUCUUCUUGGCUUGUGUCCACUCCAUACUCCAUAGUGACCGCAGAAGCACAGAUCGGUGGUAAUAAUUACUCUAUUAUGUGGGGUUAUAAGUGUAAAGCAGGGGUGCAUGGUUUACCGUUUACUUACGAGAAGUUAACACGACUAGUACAAUGCCCGUGCGUUGCCACGAGCUUUUGAAA